Messenger RNA from Lactuca virosa, 429 nucleotides. Lineage: Eukaryota; Viridiplantae; Streptophyta; Magnoliopsida; Asterales; Asteraceae. The record is from the annotation of a GenBank genome assembly.
AUGAUUGAAUGUCUGCAUUUAUCGCCACUGGCUCAAGCUUUGACCAUGGCAGAAUCCGUUCCUCUUGUCCAUCUUUUAAAGACGUAUGCAUAUACGUCUUAUGUUCUAGCAGAUGAUGUGAUUAACUUUGAAGUUUAUUCUCGAAAGACCUCUAUCUCUAAGUCUCGAUUCUGCAGAAUUCUAGGGUUUGAUUCGACUGAAGGGCUUGUUGAUCUCGACUCGAUUUCCUCCACAGAUCUUAUUCAUAUGUUUUAUCAUAUGGGUUACCUUGGGGAUAUCACAUUGCUAUCCAAGUUUAGGGAGCCCAAUCUUCCUACUAUGUGGAAUGGUUUAUUUACAUUGUGUUUCAAGAGCCUUUCAAAACGCAUUGUCGGCUCUGACAGUGGAAGUAAUCUCUUUUAUACCAUUAUCUUUGGUAUUUAUCACUGA